CCCAUUGUCUGCAAACCCUUCUUGAAGACCUGGUUUCUCCGGGUACCUCAAGAGCUCAACCAUGUCUGCAAGCACAACCCCCAAAGCAGAGACUCAGAAGUUCCCUGGAAACUGCACCCUGGAAAAGGCCUUGGACACCAUUGUGAAUGUCUACCACCGUUACAGCAUCCGGGAGGGCAAGCUCGACCUCCUCAGCUUCAAUGACUUCAAGACCCUGAUGAAGGAGCAGGCACCAAACUUCCUGCAAGUCUGUGACAGGAGCCGUUCUGGCUACCUGAAGCAGCUCUUCCAGGAGACAGACUUAAACAAGGACAAAGAGCUGACUUUUGAGGAGUUUGUCAUCGUCUUGGCCAAGGUGACCGAUGACGCCCAUCGCAUCAGCCACGGGCAGGACCGCUGUGGGCCAGACAAGGAUUGA
This is a messenger RNA of Calypte anna (Anna's hummingbird), 418 nucleotides long. RefSeq names its product S100 calcium binding protein A7 (gene S100A7). The transcript is spliced from 3 exons. Gene Ontology annotation, molecular function: calcium ion binding. NCBI's taxonomy places the organism in Eukaryota, Metazoa, Chordata, Aves, Apodiformes, Trochilidae. The record is from RefSeq and is a predicted model, not a curated record. The coding region runs from base 62 to 418 and encodes 118 amino acids.